Acanthocheilonema viteae is the source of this 1599-nucleotide messenger RNA. NCBI's taxonomy places the organism in Eukaryota, Metazoa, Nematoda, Chromadorea, Rhabditida, Onchocercidae. The record is from the annotation of a GenBank genome assembly.
AUGUGUUAUCCCGUGAAUACAACAUUCUCGAAUGAGACAUACAUAGCAGAGAAGCGAGAAAAAAAAAAACUUUCGGACUUGAAGAAACAAAAAGUUUGGCGGAAACUUUGUCUUGAAAUUCUUCCCGUAUUCACCAUGCCACCAUCUGUUGAUAGGAAUGAAAACACAAGCAACAGUGAAUUCGAAAUAGAUAAUGAUACUAACGACAAAAGAAGAGUGGAAAGGAAGGAGAAGGAAAAGACAAAAAGGAUGAUAGAAGGAGAAGAGGAAAAAGUUGAGCAGGAGAGAGUGAAGGAAAAAUCCGUACACACUGCUUCCACGUUCAAAUUGUCAGAUAUUGGUGAAGGCAUCGCUGAAGUGCAAAUUAAAGAAUGGCAUGUGAAAGAAGGUGAUCAUGUCAAACAGUUUGAUAAUAUCUGCGAAGUACAAAGUGAUAAGGCAUCAGUUACAAUCACCAGCCGUUACGAUGGUGUCAUCAAAAAAUUAUACUAUAAUAUUGAAGAUGUAGCGAAGGUCGGUACAACUCUUGUGGACAUCGAAGUUGCAGACGUCAAUACCGUGGUGCAAGAAGAAAGUUUUAAUGGCAAAGUGGAGACAGAAGCGAUCACUUCAGAGGAUCAGGAAGAUAGAAAAGUCCUUGCAACUCCGACGGUUCGACAACUUGCCAAGGAAAAAGGGGUGAAUCUGAAAGAAAUCAUUGGAACAGGUCUUAGUGGACGAAUUCUGAAGGAUGAUGUUAUUCGGUAUGUCGAACGUCAAACCGACCAUAAAUAUAAUCUAGAUUUAUCGUCGUCUGCGGCUGGAAAGACACCAUUCGUGAAUGUGACACUUCACACCACAAGCGGAACAUCACCACGAUCACAUUCUUUGUCGCUGGAAAAGUUUGAGGUGUUGAAGGAAGAUAAGGUGGUCCCUAUACGCAGUUACACUCGUGCUAUGGUCAAGUCCAUGACUGAGUCUUUGAAAAUACCACAUCUUGGCUUUUGCGAUGAGGUGAACUUUGAUCAGCUAAUAACAAUGCGCGAGGAACUGAAAAAAUUUGAAGAAGCAUAUAAUGUUCAUAUGAGUUUUAUGCCUAUUAUUAUCAAAGCUGUGUCCCUUGGUUUGAAGAAAUUUCCAAGGCUUAACGCUAUAACGGACAUAAGUGUAGAAAAUGUCAUUUACAAAGCAUCGCAUAACAUAUCAAUAGCUAUGGAUACUCAGGAAGGUCUUGUAGUACCAAACAUCAAACAUUGUGAACAGCGCACGGUGUGGGAGAUUGCUGCGGAACUGAACCGUCUUCAGGAAGCUAGCAGUAAGAUGAAAAUAGACCCAGAAGAUCUAAGGGAUGGAACGUUUGCAUUGUCCAAUAUAGGCAUGAUUGGUGGUACCUAUCUUUCCCCGGUAAUCAUGCCACCUCAGCUUGCGAUUGGAGCAAUUGGACAGAUUGCUAAAUUACCUCGAUUUGAUAAGCAGGGAAAUGUUUGUGCAACUAAUGUGGUGAAGUUUUCCUGGGCUGCAGAUCAUCGUUUUAUUGAUGGUGCCACGGUAGCUCGCUUUAGUAGCGAAGUAAAGCGAUAUCUUGAGAAUCCAUCCAAUAUGGUUGCCGAUCUGAGAUAA